CCCUCCUCUCAUAUAAAUCCACCCCCCUCUUCUCUUCCCCUUCUUCCACUUGCUCAUCCCCACCCGCAAGAAACAGGACACAAACCACGGCCAAAACCAGAACUCCUCCCCUCCCUCCUCUCUUCUCUUACCUCCUCCUCUUCUCUGAGAUCUCCCCUUCGAUCUCUCCUCUCACACAACCACAAAGAACUCUACUAGCUAUUAGUCCUAGCAGCAACACUGCUUUUAUACUAUGGGUAGGUCUCCAUGCUGCGAGAAGGCUCACACAAACAAGGGAGCUUGGACUAAGGAGGAGGACCAACGGCUCAUAGCCUACAUCAAAGCCCAUGGAGAAGGCUGUUGGAGAUCCCUCCCCAAGGCUGCAGGUUUGCUUCGAUGCGGCAAGAGCUGCCGGCUCCGAUGGAUAAACUACCUCCGGCCCGAUCUCAAGCGCGGCAAUUUCACGGAGGAGGAGGACGAGCUCAUCAUCAAGCUCCAUGGCUUGCUUGGGAACAAAUGGUCUUUAAUAGCCGGGAGGCUGCCGGGGCGGACUGACAAUGAGAUCAAGAACUACUGGAACACCCACAUCAAGAGGAAGCUCCUGAGCCGAGGCCUCGACCCCCAGACUCACCGCCCACUCAACGGCGGCGGCCCCUUCGCCGGCCCCCAGCAACAAGAGGCCCCCGGCGGCGCCACCGCCGCCAAGCCCGCAAGCUCCGGCGACGAGGGCCGCAGCUCCGGCGCCAGCCUCGACGAGGACCGCUUCCCAGACCUCAAUUUAGACCUCUCGAUCAGCCUCCCUUGCCACUCUCCGAAAAGGUCCCCACCUUCAGAGCCCUUGGCGGCAGCAACAGCAGCAGCAGCAGCAGAAGCAGAAGCCACAACCUCCACAAGUAGUUACACUCAACCCAUUUGCUUGUGCUGCCAUCUCGGCUUUCCAACCAGCGAUACUUGUGGCUGCCAAACUAAUACUCCAAACUCACAGUCCCAUGUCUAUAGAUACAUCAGACCAUUUGAAGAAGGGCAGCAGCACCUAAAUUACUCCAGUUAAUUUAAAAAAAGCUUGUAUCGCUGCUCUCUUCUUUUUGGAUCGUAUUAGCCCACGGAGAAGAGAAAAUAUGCUUUGGUUUUUGAAAUGACCUAGACU
Molecule: messenger RNA, 1126 nt
Organism: Phoenix dactylifera (date palm)
Lineage: Eukaryota; Viridiplantae; Streptophyta; Magnoliopsida; Arecales; Arecaceae
Product: myb-related protein 308-like
Source: RefSeq, a predicted model, not a curated record